Messenger RNA from Leptidea sinapis, 4376 nucleotides. RefSeq names its product mediator of RNA polymerase II transcription subunit 15 (gene MED15). Gene Ontology annotation, molecular function: transcription coregulator activity. Lineage: Eukaryota; Metazoa; Arthropoda; Insecta; Lepidoptera; Pieridae. The transcript has 11 exons. The record is from RefSeq and is a predicted model, not a curated record. Gene Ontology annotation, biological process: regulation of DNA-templated transcription. Bases 281 to 2395 code for a protein of 704 amino acids.
ACUUGACACAAUAGUACUUACACUCUAUCCUGUUUGUAUGAUAAGUCCAUUUGUCAUUGUGUGAUAUCAAGGUCAAAGUAGAUACAACCUACUCCAAUAUUUUGCUCUUUCUACUUUGACUACUUUCCAGUCCUUCGGCCUUCCUUGUCCUUGGAAAAUGGAAUCGGGAUUUGGGAUUGAAACAUAAUAAUAAUUGAGGUAGCGAAUAAAGUAGUCUAUGAGAUUGGUUAUAAUUAUUAUUCAGUGAAGAGUUUUUGUGUUAAAUAUUAUUCUGCGCAACAUGGAUAAUACGAAGUUCAAUACGAUGGCAGCAGAUGAUAAUAAUUGGAGGACGCAAAGUGCCAGGCAAACAAUGGUUGCAAAAAUUGAAGAAGUUAUUCAACGUUCGGGAAUGCAGGUUGCCAGAAACAGCAGUGAAAUGGAGAACCAUGUCUUUAUGAAGGCCAAGACACGGGAGGAAUACAUGAAUAUGAUAGCCAAAUUGAUUUUACAUGUUAGGGAAAUGUCACAACCCAAACAGAAUCAAGGAGGCCCAAACAUGCAAGUGCAAAAUCAAAAUCAGCCUGGUCCAGGAAAUCAAGUUCCAAACCAAGGUGGACAGCAGCCUCAGGGGCCAAACAGUCAACCAGGCAUGGCUACAGAUCCUAUUAAUGCUCUACAAAACAUGGCGUCACAAGGCACAAGAAACCAAAUGAUGAACAUGGCACAGAGUCAAAUGCAACAAGGUGUCAUGGGGCCUAAUCCUGGAAUGACAAUGCAAGGACAGUUGGGGCAACAAGGUCCAAUUGUUCAACAAGGCCAACAAUCACAAACUGCAACAAACCUACUUCAAACUUUAAACAGACCUCAAUUGAAUAUGCAACUUCAGAACAAGCUUGGAGGAUCUAUGGGAAUGGUUCCAAAUCAAGGUCAGAUGGGUAAUAAUAUGGUUGGCGGUAUGGGAAUGGGAAAUCCAAUGAGUUCCCAACUACAAAGCCAGUUAGCAGGGUCUGGGAUGCAAGGACAGAUGAUGCCCAAUAUGUCAAUGUCCAAUGCAAUGCAGGUUCCUAUGACAGGCUCUAGUACUAUGGUGGGGCAAAUGCAGUGUAACCAAGUAGGAGGAAUGAGUGGGCAAAUGGUGCCAAAUAACAUGCAAGGACAGAUGCAAAAUCAAAUGGUUGGUGGUAUGGGUGGAAAUCAGAUGGUGAAUAUGAACAUGCUUCAAAUGCACGGACGCGCGCAGGGAAAGCCUGAUGUGGGAAUGAUGGGUCCGGGCUACGCGGCCAGGGGUCCACCCCCUAAUCAGUUUCUGCGACAGAGCCCAUCUCCGUCUGCUUCGUCACCUAAUAUGGGUGGCCCCAGUCCAGUUUCUAUGGGUGGAGGGGUGCUGAGCGGAGCCCUGGCGUCUCCGAUGUCCUCACUGGGUGCGCUGGGCGGCUGCACCGGCAGUCCGUCGCCCUCCGCCCCGCAACACAUGAGUGUGCAUGCACAACAACAACGUGUGAACAUGGGUAUGGUGGCGUCCCCAUCGUCCUCGCUGAACACGCCGGCGGGGGCGGGGCAGGGGGCGGGGGGCGCCUCCCCCGGGGGCGAGGAGGCGGCCUACCGGGAGAAGGUGCGCCAGCUGUCCAAGUAUAUCGAGCCGCUGCGCCGCAUGGUGAUGAGGAUGGUCAACGAGGGGGAGAAUGUGGAGAAGUUGACAAAAAUGAAGAACCUGCUGGACAUCUUGUCGAAUCCCAACAAACGUAUGCCGUUGGAGACUCUCAUCAAAUGUGAGGUGGUGCUGGAGAAACUAGAUUUCAAGCGGAGUGAGGGGGUGGGACUGAGCCUGCCACCCACUGGGAAGGAGCAAAUCUUCAAUCCCCUACUGGAAGUGGUCAACAACUGCCUGCAGUCGCCGCUGGCCAACCACACGCUCAAGCGGACGUUCGGUUCGGCGCUCGACGCUCUCAACGGACCGCCACUCAAGAACCUACCCCCUCCACCGCCACAGAAACAAGCGAAACUGGAAGAGCCCACAAUGGAGAUACCGGAUGUACUUCAAGGAGAGAUCGCAAGAUUAGACUCAAGAUUUAAGGUGUCUCUAGAGCCGCUGCAGCUGAGCGGCGGGUCGGGCGCGAUCACGCUGACGGCGCAGCUGGACGACGCCCGCCUGCCGUGUGUGGCCGCCGUCACCGUGACCGUGCCGCGCGACUACCCCGCCAGCGCGCCCGCCCGCCUGCGGCCCCGUCCACAACGAGCGGCCACCGCGCCCGCCUUCCUCGCGCGCCUCGAGCGGGCCAUGGACGCACGCUGCGCCCGAUUACCGAAGAGGUGUUCGGUGGGGGAGCUACUGAACGCGUGGGAGAUGAGCGUGAGGCAGGCCUGCGCCCCCGAGCCGCAGCCCUACCGACAGGUGCCCGCGCUGGGCCUGUAACCUGCUAUACAAGCCUUACCGCGAUUAAGAUCUGCGGGCCUACCAUGAACUGUUAUUGCGAUUCAUUUGACGACCUAAAAUUAACUGCUUUGCUAUUUCAUACCACGGCGUCAUUAGUGUGAGCGAAUUUAGGUUGACGUCAAAUCAAGUCGGAAAUUGAAUCGGAACUGUUUCACUUUGUUCAUUCAUUCGUACCUAAUAUUUCAACCCAAACUGGAUAGCUUAAGUAUCAAAGUGAGCUAUUCAAAAAAAGUUGCUACUUUCUUAGCGAAAAGUGAAUCGUUUUGUUAAUAACUUUAAAAAAAUAUUGAAAACAUACAUAAAAGGAUAUGAAUGGCGUCAUCUCUUUCUCACGCCGCGGACCACAGACAAAUUUAUUACGUUCAAUCUUCCAUAAGCGAUUCAAACGCCAUUCAGUUAUUGGCACUUCAUGGUACGAAUCUUAGCAAUUCAGUUUAGGCACCUAAACUGAACUACAUCAGAAUUGAAUCGCUAAUUAAGAGUUGAUGGUGGGCCUUCUGGUCAACAAGUUAAUAACACGAUACCCGGUUUGAGAACAAAGGGAAAUACACACAACUGGACCCCACUAAAGCGGAAACAAAAACACAUCACUUCUCAUCUUUCUCCGCUUUAGUGGUUUCUGGAAUUUAUUUUUCAAAAGUGUCUGUUUAUUGUAUUGUCUCUGUCCGCCUAUGUAUAAUGUAACAGACACAACCGAAUAGAUAGUGACGCAGAGUCAUCAUUAGAGGGUAACAUUAUUUCAUUAGAUUCUUUGUUUGCAUGGUGAAAUAAUAAACAAAUAAAUUUAUUUUUGUUGUGAUAAUUACUGUGAUACGGUGAUGUGUUUCCCAAUUCUGAGCACUGAUUUGUGGUUUAUUGUUAAUGUUGGUUUAAUAUAUUUUCAUUUUAUAUAAGUAUUUUCUAUAGCUGAUUCUUGGAUCGGCUAUAUUUCACCGGGACACCACGGUGGCUCAACCAUUCAGACUACACUCAUGACAAUGACGCGUCCGAUCUGGUCGCGCCACCAAUCAAACGCCAGAAUAGUUACUCUUUAUAGAGCUGUAUACAUUUUGUUGGUUGCGGCGACUGGUUGCGCCCACUGACCUCUAUAAAUACUACUGGACAGGCUGUUCCAUAUGUUUGACAGCAAUUUUUUUGUGUCUAUUUAAAGCUCCACUCGCGAGCAUCCAGAGAACUAAUUUUGACGUGUAAUACAAAUGGCUGCGAGACAAGCGUAUAGUACUCUGUAAUAUUAUUUGCAUUUGGAUUAAUUUCGGUCGUUUUCCGUGUUAUUUAUACUUCAGGAAUGAACGUAAUAAAGUACACAUUUCUUUUUUUAAAUUGUUUUCCUAUCGAUGUUUGUUUAGAUGAGGUUGUCAUCAAUAGUUUUACUUCCGCAGACUCUCGCUAUGAUCUACAGCGCCAAAAUGGCGAAUAUCAAACAGGCACAAAAGCACAUUGACAGCCGACAGUCCAGUGGUAUAUAUUAUCUACAGGAUCUACUUUACUGUCUCAGUGAAAUAUAGCCCUUAGUGUUGGAACAAUAAGUACUUUGUUUACAUAUAAAUAAAUAGUUCAGGCUUAAUUAUUUUAUCUUCAUGACUCCAUGACUCUUGAAAAAAGCGUUCCAAGAAAAUUUUAUAUUAAUCGAAUAGUUUUACUAUGAAAUUUCACGUCAGAUAAAGGUAAUUUCAAAAUUAAUUUAUGUUAGGUAUUUUUACUCGGUUGGUUUAUACUCCAUGUCAACCAAUAUUACUUAACAAGUUUCGCCGUGAAUUAUAUUUUAGAUAUGAAUCAAUUAAUAUUUUGUGAAAUUAUGGAAUGUGUGAAGGCUGUUUUCUCAUCGUGAAAUUACCUUGGUCCAUAACGUACGCGGCUCUCAAAGUCUUAUUAAUAUUAUAACAAGUAUUUUAAUCAAUUUUGUAUGUUGCAAACUACAAUUAAGUUAUAUUUUUGUAAAUAAAUUUAUAUUUGACUUCAG